Thalassophryne amazonica is the source of this 2978-nucleotide messenger RNA. Its product is annotated as interleukin enhancer-binding factor 3-like. NCBI's taxonomy places the organism in Eukaryota, Metazoa, Chordata, Actinopteri, Batrachoidiformes, Batrachoididae. The record is from RefSeq and is a predicted model, not a curated record. The transcript is spliced from 19 exons. Gene Ontology annotation, molecular function: double-stranded RNA binding; single-stranded RNA binding. Bases 159 to 2660 code for a protein of 833 amino acids. Gene Ontology annotation, cellular component: precatalytic spliceosome.
AAUUUACGUCAUCACUUAGGUGGCGCUGUGUCGUCGCGUCAUCAUUCGUCGAUCCUUUGUCGAGCGCAAGUAGCGAAAAAAGCUUUACAGCGAUAAGGUUGGAAAAUCUGCACGUUUUAUUUGGUGAACUGAAAAAGGUGGACUAAAAACGUGACAGCAUGGCCGCACUGAUGUGGAACGAGCGUCAGGCCUACGAGGAGCUGCUGUACUGGGACAGUCUGUUACAAGAAGGUCACCAGCUGCUGCCGGAGGACUUUGACAGGUAUGAAGAGCUACGUUACUGGUAUGACUGUCUAUGCUAUGAAGAGGAACUAAGACAGUACAAUGACUAUAUCGCUGUUAUGGAAGAGACUGAACAUAAACGACAGGAAUUUGCAUCGCCUCAGAUACCUUUACAGGGACACGAUCGACGAGUGAUGGCCAAACAUGCUGAGAUUUAUCCAUCUUCAGAGGAACUGAAGGCAGUGCAGACAAUUAUAUCUGAUGUGGAGUGUGCUCUUAAGGCUGUCUCUGAUACAAUGCGUGCUCCAAAAGAUGAUAAAGAAAAUGCAGCGGAGAAGAGCGCUGAUUCGGAAGAUCGUCUGCUGCGUGGCGUGAUGAGGGUGGGUGCAGUUGCCAAUGGACUUCUACUGAAGGGAGAUCUGAACCUGGAGUUGGUUCUACUUUGUUCCACCAAGCCAACUGUGACCCUGCUGAAACAAGUGGCUGAAAAUCUAACUGCACAGUUAAAGGAAAAGGAAAAAUACGUCAUAACCCAGUGUGUCGGGGAUGCAGCAAUUGUUGUGACAAGCAUGAAAGAGCUGGCGCUGAGCCUAACUAUCCAUGUGACGUCACCACUGGUCAGGAAAGAGGAAGAGAGUUCAACUCCAGAAGAAGAAACGCGAACAGUCAACGAUCCGCCGGACGUUCUGGACAGGCAGAAAUGUCUAACUGCCUUGGCGUCUCUCCGCCACGCCAAGUGGUUCCAGGCUAAGGUCAAAGACCUGAAAUGUGCUGUUCUUGUGAUCCGGAUAAUGAGGGAUUUGUGUAACCGUAUUCCUACAUGGGCACCAAUGGCUGGAUGGCCCAUUGAACUGCUGGUUGAGAAGGCGAUUGUGACGUCUGAGAGGUCACUGGGACCUGGCGAGGCUUUCCGCAGAGUUUUAGAGUGUAUUGCCUCUGGAAUCCUCCUGAAAGAUGGCCCUGGAAUUAAAGACCCAUGUGAGAAAGAAAAUGUUGACGCUAUCGCACAUCUAACUCUGCAGCAACGAGAAGACAUCACAAAGAGCGCUCAGCACACCUUGAGGCUUUUUGCAUUUGGACACUUGCGCAAAGUAUUGCGCAUUGAUUCCCAACAUGGUGCAGGAGUCAGCAACCAGGAGGCCACAGCCCAGAUAGCGCCUUCUGAGCACUUUACCCCACCAGCUAAGAGACCUUUCCAAGAGGUGGAGAAAGGAGAUGAAGGGCCUCAACUCAACAGCAAACAGAGAAGGUUCCUGAAGUACCAGCAGCGCUAUCAGAGGAGAUCAUUCACUGACGACUUGUCCAUGAAUGCUGUGAUGCGUUUGAACCAGUACAGACCCGGCUUGGAAUACAGGCUUGUAUCGCAGACUGGUCCAGUCCAUGAACCGGUCUUCACGAUGGCUGUGGAGUUGAAAGGAAAAACCUACGAGGCCACGGGAUCUUCCAAACGAGCUGCCAAGCUGAAUGUGGCCAACAAGGUCCUGCAGGAUCUCGGUCUUCCGAUUAGCUCAGAAUCUAGUGACAAUGCACAGGGAAGUCAGGGAACUAAACAGUCCCCUACAACCACAGCUACUACUUCCUCAGAUGAGAGUGGCCACGGUCCUAUUUUGACCAAAAACGGUAAGAACCCGGUGAUGGAGCUGAACGAGAAAAGACGCAGCUUGAAGUACGAGCUCUCAGCGGAAACAGGAGGAUCGCAUGAAAAGUGCUUCGUCAUGGAGGUGGAGGUGGAUGGUCAGAAGUUCAAAGGAAGAGGCUCUAAUAAGAAAGAAGCAAAGGCCUAUGCUGCUCUAGCUGCACUGGAAGCGCUGUUUCCACAUAGUGAUGGCACGUCGGGCAACAAAUCUGAAAAGAAGAAGAUCACCUACACAGACAUGCACAUUCCAGGGUUUGGCACUAUUCGUGGCAUCCCUUCAGACUCCAGGUCCCGUGGCUGGGGUCCUGGCAGAGGUCGGGGCAGAGGUCGUGGUCGCCAACCCACAUCAGCACCCAGUUAUAACACAAAUAAACUGUACGGUAAUAAUGAAGCUGGCAACGCAGCCAAAAACACCGGCACGUUUUAUCCUGAGACUAGCACGUACUCCAGCCCGCCCGUCUCCACCACCAGCACCCAAAAGGCGGCAAGCUACCAGUCGACACAGUCUUCCACCGACCAGGAGAGCCCGUACAGCUACGGAUAUGUAGACGCCAAGAAGAAGAUGCUGACUCAAGACCCGCAGACAGGAAGUCAGACCAGCAGUCAGGGUCACGCAAACUACUCAAUGUACAGCACAGCUUACCCGAGCUCUGUGACGGGGGGCCAGGCGUCUAAUAGCAGCAGUGGUUAUGGUUGGGGCAAUCAGUCAUCCUGGACCAAUCAGCAGGGCUACAACAUGUACCAGAGCUAUGGUGGGCAGGGUCAAGGCUCCUACUCCGGAUACAGCAACAUGAAUUAUUAAACACCACGGCCACACAGCGGCAGUGUUUGUGGAACCAGAAAGUGGAAUUGUGGCGUCACUCUUCAGUCACUUGUCAUUUUACUUUUUUAACAUCUUGCCGUCAGUUAUAAUUGUAGGUGACUGAGGAUUAUCUCUGACUUGUUUUAAUCACCAUGACCCUCAUCUUGAUGUGAACCUAAAAAAAAAAAAAAAACAAAUGUCUAACUCUUUCUAUACUUUGUUUUUGUUUUUUAGUGUGUACUGUUACAGUAUGUCGGCAUGAUUUUGAUUUUAAGUUCUCUGUAGUUUGAACGGAUUAAACUCUGAAUAAACACUGUA